AUGGCCGCCCUCGGUAUCAGGUUAAUUAGCCUGGCAGGUGCCAGACGGGCAGUGCGCAGGUGGCUCCGUCGCGGCUUGCCACUUGGCGACAGCUCUGACGAAGAGGACGACGGACAAGCUGUUCCUCCGGCCCCUCCCAACACUCCUGCUGACCUUUCGCUCAUCGAUGAGGAAGACGAAGACGACAACAACAAACCCGACCAGCAGCCAGAGGAGGAAGAUUCCGAGCUCUACUACCUUGAAGACAGCGAGUACGACCAGGACUUUUACAACGACUCGUCCACCAUGAGCCUCAACAUGUUUGUGCCCACCAUCAGCGGCAUGCAGCAGGCCGCCGCACCCAAGGCUGAGGAGCGCGAGGAGCCGCAGCAGCCCACUGACCCCAAGGUUGAGGACAACGAGCAGCCUCAGCAGCUCUCUUCCGGCGCCGAGGCUCAGGAGAUCGAGCAGCCCCAGCAGCUCUCUUCUGACGUCAAGGCCAAGGAGAUCGAGCAGCCUCAGCAGCUCUCUUCUGGCGCCGAGGUCAAGGAGAUCGAGCAGCCCCAGCAGCAGCUUGUCGACGACAAGGUCGAUGCCUUGACUGAGCAGAUGAGCAAGCUCAACGUGGCGCGCACUGACGAGCCAGUCGUCGCUGUGACCAAGCCGCUCUCGGUUCCAGGUGAUGACGAUGCCACCAUCGCCGAGCCCAUCGAUCCAGCUGUGCUCGCUGAACGCGCCGUGCACCUCAAGUUCAUCGGCGAGGCCUUGGACAUGGCCAAACUUGCCCUCGUCACCAACGAGACUCCCGUCGGCUGCGUGAUUGUCCACGACGGCAAGGUCAUUGCUCGUGGCAUGAACGCGACAAACGUCACUCGCAACGGAACUCGUCACGCAGAGUUCAUGGCCAUCGCUGCCCUCAUGUCGGUUGCCAAGCCGGGUGAACCCAAGACCACCUCUCUCAAGCCCAACGUUCCUCCCAAGAAGGUCGUCAAGGGCGACGGACAGUCUGACAUCUCUUCCGUGGAGUGGCGAUCUCCCGACGAAGGUAACGAAGAUGGCCGCAAGGGUCACCUGUAUCCUUACGGCCAAAAGGAAUUGCCUCAGGAGCGCGUUGAUGGCAGAAUUCUCCAUGAGAGCACCCUCUACGUCACUGUCGAGCCUUGCGUCAUGUGUGCCUCGCUCCUUCGUCAGGUUGGCAUCAAGAAGGUCUACUUUGGAGCUGUCAACGACAAGUUUGGAGGCACCGGUGGAGUCUUCAGCAUCCACGCCAAUUCCGUGCCCGUUUCCAAGGAUGGCCAGACCUGCAGCGCUCAUCCUCAGCCCAAGCCUGUCCAGUAUCCUGAUGGAGGCGGCAGCCUUGGCACUUCGUUCCCUCCUGGCGGUGGCGAUGGCGGCAACAUUGAAUCGGGAUUUGAGAUUGAGGGUGGCUGGGGCCGUGAUGAGGCCGUGGCGCUUCUUCGUCGCUUUUACGUCCAGGAGAACGGCAGAGCAUCCCGUCGUCCAGCUCCUGUUCCGCGAAAGAAGGAAGGCCGGGCCGCUCGCUUGGCUGCCAUGAUGGAGGCAGACGGAACUGCGCCCCCUUCCACCGGUGCCGCUACCCCAGAGGUCAAAGCGGCCAACGAUGUCAAAGACAUCAAGGAUGUGAAGGAUGCUCAACCUACUGAAGGUGGUAAGGAUGCCGCCAAGGAGAAUGUUGAGCCUCGCAACACUCAACUUGUCAACAAAGGCGAGGAGCCCCUUGCCGAAGAGGCUACCGUUUAG
Trichoderma aggressivum f. europaeum is the source of this 1740-nucleotide messenger RNA. RefSeq lists its product as uncharacterized. Gene Ontology annotation, molecular function: tRNA-specific adenosine-34 deaminase activity. Bases 1 to 1740 code for a protein of 579 amino acids. The record is from RefSeq and is a predicted model, not a curated record. Gene Ontology annotation, biological process: tRNA wobble adenosine to inosine editing. The transcript is spliced from 3 exons. Gene Ontology annotation, cellular component: nucleus; cytoplasm. NCBI's taxonomy places the organism in Eukaryota, Fungi, Ascomycota, Sordariomycetes, Hypocreales, Hypocreaceae.